CAUAGGUGCCGAGGGCAAAGUUCAUUGGCGCCGUGCAGUUUUUGAGCCAGUUGCCUUUGUACUUUUUUAGUUUUCAAGUUUCAGACCAUCCAGGGGAGAGAAGGUCACCUUGCGAAUUGCGUGACUCCUCGCCGCCCAGGUUCAUCCCGCUGCACCCUGUGAACUGACCGAUCAACCUUGCGUGGCACCGCUGCAACCCCAGCUUUUCUCGUAUCAACCUCUCACAUCACAAUAAGCAAGUCCUGAACAAGACCAUGCCCAGAAAGAAAGCCUGUCAUUCGGCGAAUCUAGUAAAAAGCCUGGUCAGCUUGAUACAGCAAGAAAAUAUUACUUCAUGGACCGAGGUCCUUUCAACUGAUUUUAUAAAAAAAUUACUUGGUUCUGACUCGAGGAGCAAAAUUGGAGGACAUCGAUAUGGAAAAGUCGAAAACACUAUAGACAGAAUUAGAAUCAAUAUUUCAAACCCUACAUGCCAUGUGCACGCUGCGGUGGCCGCAAGUAUGAUUUUUUUUUCUCAAAUUUUAGGGCCCAAACCGCCUAAUCCACCCAAGCACUCAAAGCCAAAAGAUUUACAAGCCGAGGAUGAAUUUGAAGGUGACGAAAGUGAAUCUAGCGACACCUCUUCCACCAGCUCAUCAAUGGCAAGUGAAAGAGGCUCUGCUGAGGGAAGUGAAAGAGGCUCUGGCUCCAGUGAUCAUUCAGGGUCGUCAACUGACGGAUCUAUUGACAAAACUAAAGAUAGCAGCCACAGUUUUGAAGAGAAAGAAAAAGAGGAGCCUGCUGCAAAAGUCUGUUUCCUGGUCGCAGAGGAAGAGGACCUGGUCGUCAUACGGAGAAUUGUGCAAAAGCUUGACGGGAAAAUCUCCGAUUCCAAAUUUUUUGACCCCGAGGCCACUCACCUGGUGACCAAAGCUCCGAGAAUAAGUGAAAGAAUGCUGGGAGCAAUUGCAGCUGGUCUCUGGGUAGUUCAUCCCGAAUACCUGCUGGAGUCACACAGAGCCAGGGAGUUUACGUCCGAGGAAGAUUUCGAAUGGGGAAAUCCGAAGGCCGCUGGUUUCUUGGAGCCUCAAAUUAAGGACGAUCCGUUGGCCCAAGAGUUGGCAGCUGCCUGCUACCGUUGGAGAAAGACUACCGCUGACAAAAAGGGCGCCUUCAAGGACUUCAAGGCAAUAUUAUUAGGAGCCCUACAUAAUAAGGCUGCUUUGGAACGCAUAAUUCUUGCUGGUGGUGGACAGGUUGUCCCUUAUGAUGAGAACUUCGGUGGAGUGACCCACUGCUUCUUAGAUGUCAAGAAGGUCAAUAUGGACUUAAGUGCUUUACAAUCGUCCAACGUGCCAUGCUACAACCCCAGAUACCUGAGCUAUUACCUCAUCAAUAAAGCUCCUCCAGAAUAAAAUGUCCAUCAAAUCUGAAGUAAAUAUUUUUAUUUUUAAAGUUAAUGCCCAAACUUAUAAUAAUAUAGUUUUAUUGUGAGAACUAAAAAAGUUGUCAAAGAAUUUGAAAUAAAUUUAUUAUGUGA
Messenger RNA from Neocloeon triangulifer, 1519 nucleotides. RefSeq names its product DNA topoisomerase 2-binding protein 1-like. Lineage: Eukaryota; Metazoa; Arthropoda; Insecta; Ephemeroptera; Baetidae. The transcript is spliced from 6 exons. The record is from RefSeq and is a predicted model, not a curated record. Gene Ontology annotation, biological process: positive regulation of double-strand break repair. Bases 255 to 1394 code for a protein of 379 amino acids.